CCUUCUCCUCAUUCCCGCUGGGAUCGUCCGACACGGCGACACCAUGAGUCGCUCCGGGCACCGGGGGGAGGAUGAAACCCUCAUUGAGAUGACACUGACCGAUGAUAUUUCUGUACUAAGCGACUUCCGGAGCCCAGAUUCGGCAGGGGAUGAAAGCAACGGGGCCCUAAAAGACAAUAGUUCCAUCACCGACUCGGAACUGCCCGGCAACUCGGAGGGCUUGAGCAGCACAGAAAGUACAUUUCUCAUCUCCAACCACCAGAGGAUAGACAAAAAUGAGCAGAGCAAGGACUCGGUGUUCUUCCGGGAUGGAAUCCGGCGGAUAGAUUUCAUUCUUUCCUACACUGAAGAGACCGGCAAAGAGGCUGAGAAGAAAGCGGAGAGAAGAAAAGACUAUGAAUUAAAUUUACAGAAAUCGGGGUUAGAAUUAGAGACAGAAGACAAAAAGGAAUCGGAAAAUGGAAAAACCUACUUUAUAAAAAUCCACGCCCCCUGGGAGGUCCUAACGACUUACGCUGAAGUCCUUAACAUCAAGAUGCCGAUCAAGGCUGACGAUUUAACCGAAGAAUCGGGGAACCUCCUGAAAAAUGUUCUGAAACCAUUCAGACUCCCGCAUGAAGUCAUGUACCCCGAGCCGGAUUAUUUCACUGCGCCAUUCCAGAAGGGCAAACAGGAGCUCUUCCGUAUUGAGGACAGGGAACAAUUCUUCACCCCAUCUAUCCGGAACAGAAUUGUCUAUUACAUUCUGUCUCGCUGUCAUUAUGGGGAUGAAGAGGGGAAGAAAAAGUUUGGGAUUAAGAGACUCUUGAGUAAUGGCUCUUACUUGGAUGCCUUCCCCCUGCACGAUAGUCAGUAUUGCAAGAAAACAGAUGAAAAGAAUUGUGAGAGAUACACUCUGUAUACACACUGGGCAAAGUUUACUCACUUCUAUAAGGAGCAACCUCUGGAUCUGAUUAGGAAAUACUAUGGGGAGAAGAUCGGGAUCUAUUUCGCCUGGUUGGGUUUCUAUACAGAAAUGCUUUUUUAUGCUGCUGUCGUUGGAUUUUUCUGUUUUCUCUAUGGCUGCAUAACAAUGGAUGACAGUAUCAGUAGUAAAGAAAUCUGCGACCCCAACAUUGGCGGGCAGAUCAUCAUGUGCCCCCUGUGUGACAAACGCUGUGAGUUUUGGAGGUUAAAUACCACGUGUGAGCCCUCGCAGUAUUCUCAUAUGUUCGACAAUGUGGCCACCCUGUUCUUUGCCAUAUUCAUGGGGAUUUGGGUGACCCUGUUCCUGGAGUUCUGGAAGAGGCGGCAGGCCCGGUUGGAAUAUGAGUGGGACUUGGUGGAUUUUGAAGAGGAGCAGCAGCAGCUCCAGCUGAGACCAGAAUACGAAUCCAAGUGCACGGAGAAGAAGAAGAAUCCAGUGACUCAGGAGAUGGAGCCCUAUUUGCCUCCCUCUAGCAAGGCGGUUCGGUUCUGCUUCUCGGGAGCUACGGUUUUGUUCUGGAUUGCGCUGAUUAUUGCCAGUAUCAUUGCCAUUAUAGUCUAUCGGCUGUGGGUCUAUGCAGCGUUCGCCAGUAUCAUGGAAAAUAAUCAAACCCUGGCGCCUGUGAGCAACUUGCUGACUCCUCAGCUGGCCACGUCCGUCACGGCCUCCGUCCUGAACUUUAUCACCAUAAUGAUCCUUAACUUCUUGUACGAGCGCGUUGCCAUAUGGAUUACUGAUAUGGAAGUCCCAAGGACCCACCUGGAGUAUGAGAACCGACUCACAAUGAAAAUGUUCCUCUUCCAGUUUGUCAACUACUAUUCCUCCUGCUUCUACGUUGCGUUCUUUAAGGGCAAGUUUGUGGGUUACCCUGCCGAUUACACCUACUUGUUCGGGCAGUGGAGAAAUGAAGAGUGUGACCCAGCUGGGUGCCUUAUAGAACUGACCACUCAGCUCACCAUCGUUAUGGCUGGAAAGCAAAUCUGGGGCAACAUUCAAGAAGCAUUUGUUCCGUGGACGUGGAAUUGGUUGAAGCGCAGGAAAGCCAGGAAUCAUCCAGAAAAUCUCUACAACCGAUGGGAACAAGAUGGCGACCUUCAAAACUUUGGCAGUCUGGGUUUGUUCUACGAGUAUCUUGAAAUGGUGGUUCAGUUUGGAUUCAUUACGCUGUUUGUGGCCUCCUUCCCGCUGGCGCCUCUACUCGCUCUUCUGAACAACAUCCUGGAGAUUAGGGUCGACGCAUGGAAGCUGACCACAUUAUUUAAGAGACCGGUAGCUGCCAAGGCGCACAGCAUCGGGGUGUGGCAAGAAAUCCUGAACAGCAUUGCUAUUCUCUCAGUUGUAACAAAUGCUUUCAUCGUGGCCUUCACGUCAGACAUGAUUCCUCGCCUGGUGUACUAUUAUGCCUACACGCAAGAUACAGACACGCCCAUGUCUGGAUACAUUAACAGCAGCCUUUCUGUUUUUAAUGUCGCUGAUUUUAAGGAGCAGAGCAUGCCCACGGAAAAUGACAUGAACGUCGUCAGCUGCAGGUAUCGAGACUAUCGCUAUCCCCCUGGUCAUGAAAAGGAGUACAAAACCACCAUGCAGUACUGGCAUAUCCUUGCUGCCAAGAUGGCCUUCAUCAUUAUAAUGGAGCAUGUAGUCUUUCUUUUCAAAUUCUUCGUGGCCUGGCUGAUCCCUGACGUCUCAUCGGAGGUGAAGGCUCGGGUCAAACGUGAAAAGUUUCUGACGCAAAAGAUCUUACACGAAUAUGAAUUGGAGAUGCUGAAGGAAAAGCUUUGCAACAAGAGCCAACCUCUAUCGAAUGACAAGGAAUUUAUAGCCACCAAAGGCAAGGUGGAACUUUCUGCGUCCAUGUAGCAUUGACCCUAACUGCCGAUGGUGACAUCUUUUGCCUUUUAGCCCAAAAUACAGCCAUAUUACCUUCUUCAGCACCUCUAUAUUAUGUAGUUAUGUUUUGUCUUUUUUAAUUUAAGCUAUUUUUGUUUAAGAAGUUUUUUUGGGGGAAAUUUUUGACUCCAUGCUCAGAUUUCCAUAUCAAGGCAGUUGUGUACCCUUUGCCGUACAGAAUCGAUGUAGACCAAAAAUUGGCAUUUAGGUAAAACAAUGAGUAUGUUAUAAUUAGUGUGGCCCCCAACUGCUGGUGGGACUGGGAAGGCUCACUUUGAUAGGCUGCAUAGCCUAUCAAAGUAUAUACAAGGUAUGGGUGCUCUUGAAUUAGGCAGGGAGUACUGACAGCAACAAGAGCAUCUCUGGGAGUUUUGGUUCAGCCUCUGAUUUUUGGGAGUUGGAUACACUUAAGGGUUAUUCUGUAGCACAGUUUUCUGAAUAAUGCAUGAUAGCAUAAAUAUAAUACAGGUAUGGGAUCUGUUAUCCAGAAUGCUUGGGACCUGGGGGUUUCCGGAUAAAUGUUAUUGCCGUAAAUUGGAU
This is a messenger RNA of Xenopus laevis (African clawed frog), 3397 nucleotides long. It is a transcript of the gene ano5.S, whose product is annotated as anoctamin 5 S homeolog. Lineage: Eukaryota; Metazoa; Chordata; Amphibia; Anura; Pipidae. Gene Ontology annotation, biological process: chloride transmembrane transport. Bases 44 to 2827 code for a protein of 927 amino acids. The record is from RefSeq and is a predicted model, not a curated record. Gene Ontology annotation, cellular component: plasma membrane; membrane. Gene Ontology annotation, molecular function: chloride channel activity; protein dimerization activity. The transcript is spliced from 22 exons.